Molecule: messenger RNA, 8491 nt
Organism: Phyllopteryx taeniolatus (common seadragon)
Lineage: Eukaryota; Metazoa; Chordata; Actinopteri; Syngnathiformes; Syngnathidae
Gene: tncb
Product: tenascin Cb
Exons: 24
Coding region: 645-5726 (1693 amino acids)
Molecular function (GO): protein binding
Source: RefSeq, a predicted model, not a curated record
AGUAAGCUGUUAGACUUCUGAUUUUAAAGAACUGCUAAGAUCGUGCAACAGUUGAGAAAUGUGGGGAAAUGUAUUAAUGAGUGCAUAAAUCCACUGCGGUGCUAAAGACAAUAGCAUGUGUGGGGGCUGAGAGACGGGUGUAAUUUGGGGCAGAGCAACGACCCCCGACACCCGGGCCAAGCAGGAAGCACUGAAGAAGGCUGAGCCAGAGCAGGUGUCUGUGCUGACAUCUGCUUCGGUUCUCUGGGGAAACACAAGAACCCUGCAGCUACAGCACUGACUAUGCCACAGGAGUGCCCCGACUCCCUAUAAACAAGACACUCUCUCUCUCUCUCUCUCUCACCCUCUCUCAAUCUCUCUCUCUCUCUGUCUUUUCUCACUGGCUGCACAACAUCAGCCAGCUCUCUAGGUAGACUCCAGUAAACACUCAAAGAGAGGAGAGAGAAGCAAGAAGAUGACAAAGCUGUCAGUGCUCUGAGAGGUGCAGACUGCUGAUAACAGGCUUGGCUGAUAAGCUGCUGUUCACUUCUACUUGGGCAAAGAUUCACAGAUCGGAGAAGAGCCGGUGGGCAUUGUGCAGGAGGUCACAAAAGAAGAAUUGGAAUAAUUAUCGAGUCCACUCUUGGUGCUAGUGGAAGGUCAUCAUGGGGAUGAAAGGCCUCAUCUUGGGCUGCGUGAUUGUGGCCAUGGUCCUCGAGCCCUCCACUGCUGGCCUGGUAAAGAAGGUCAUACGGCAUCGCAGAGAGGCUCUAAUGCCUAAGAAGAACCAAGAGAACCUCACACUACCAAACCCUGACCAACCAGUUGUCUUCAACCACGUCUACAACAUAAAUGUUCCCUCCACAUCCCUCUGUUCCGUGGACCUCGAGUCACCUGGCGGCACCGUGCCCAAUCACAAGAAUAACCCACUGGACAUGCAAAACACUGAGUACAUGGAGCACACGGUGGACGGUGACAAUCAGAUCGUCUUUACCCACCGCAUCAAUAUCCCCAAGCAGGCGUGUGGCUGCAACAACCAGCCGCCUGAUAUAAAAGAAAUCCUGAACAGACUGGAGAUGUUGGAGUCAGAACUUUCCAGUCUGAGAGAGCAGUGUGGCAGUGGCGCAGGUUGCUGUGGAUCUCAAAUUACUGGAGAGGUCUCCACAAAGCCUUACUGUAAUGGCCGUGGGAAUUGGAGCACUGACACCUGCAGCUGUGUAUGUGAGCCAGGUUGGAAAGGCCCCAACUGCACAGAACCUGAAUGCCCCAAUGACUGCCAGGACCAGGGCCGCUGUGUGGAUGGGAAAUGUGAAUGCUUUGAAGGCUUCAGUGGGGAUGACUGCAGCGCAGAGCUUUGCCUGCUGGACUGUGGUGAUUACGGUCAUUGUGUUGAAGGGUCUUGUCUGUGCGAGGAGGGCUUCAUUGGUGAGGACUGCUCCCAGACAAACUGCCUCAACAACUGUCUGGGUCGUGGACGUUGCGUUGAUGACGAGUGUGUCUGCGAUGAGCCUUGGACGGGCUUUGACUGCUCUGAACUCAUCUGUCCAAAUGACUGCUACGACCGUGGACGCUGCGUCAACGGCACUUGCUUCUGUGAUGAUGGCUUCACCGGAGAAGACUGUGGUGAUCUCACUUGUCCUGGCAACUGUAACAACCGGGGCAUGUGUGUGAACGGACAGUGUGUGUGUCAGAGCGGCUACAGUGGAGAAGAUUGCUCCAAGCUCACCUGUCCCCAAAACUGCAAUGAGCGAGGGCAUUGCUUCAACGGGAAAUGCAUCUGUGACCCAGGUUUUGAGGGUGAAGACUGCUCUGUUCUGUCAUGCCCUGAAAACUGCAGCAACAAAGGCCAGUGUAUAAAUGGAGAAUGUUUGUGUGAUGAAGAAUACCAAGGUGAGGACUGUAGUGAGCUGUCCUGCCCUAACAACUGCCUCGAUCGUGGGCGCUGUGUUUCUGGCCAAUGCAUAUGUGAUAAAGGGUUCACUGGCGAGGACUGCAGCAUCAAGACCUGUCCCAAAGAUUGCAUGGGACGUGGGGAGUGUGUAGAUGGCAAGUGUGUGUGCUUCACUGGUUUUACGGGUAAAGGCUGUGGUGAGCUGACCUGCCCCAAUAACUGUCUCGGCCGUGGCCACUGUGUGAACGGCCAAUGUAUUUGUCACAAGGGUUUCACUGGUGAUGACUGCAGUGAGAAGACCUGUCCCAAAAACUGUCUGGACAGAGGAUAUUGCAAUGAUGGCAUCUGUGUGUGCUAUGAAGGCUUCACUGGGCUCGAUUGCUCCAUCAUAACCUGCCCUGGGGACUGCCAGAACCAUGGACGCUGUGAAAAUGGAGUGUGUGUCUGCAAUGAGGGUUUCAUUGGUGAAGACUGCUCUGCUGUUUCACCGCCAAAGGACCUAACUGUGGAAGAGGUCACACCUGAGACAGUGGAUCUGUCUUGGGAGAAUGAGAUGCGUGUGACGGAGUACCUCAUCACCUACAUUCCCACAGCCCCUGGAGGUCUGGAGCUGGAUGUGCGGGUGCCCGGCGACCAGAAGAAGGCCACUAUUAGAGAGCUCGAACCAGGCAUUGAGUACCUGAUCAGUGUCUAUGCAAUUCUCAAUAACAAGAGGAGCAUUCCUGUUACCGCCAGGGUGGCAACACACCUUCCUGAGCCUGAGGGAUUGAAGUUCAAGACAGUGCGUGCGACAUCUGUAGAGGUACAAUGGGACCCACUGGACAUCCCCUUUGAUGGCUGGAACCUCAUCUUCAGAAACACUAAAGAGGAGGAUGGUGAGAUUUUGAGCUCCCUCGGCCGUCCAGACACGACCUUUGAGCAGUCUGGCUUGGGCCCUGGCCAGGAGUACGAAGUCAAACUGGAGGUAGUGAAGAACAAGAAGCGUGGACCACCUGCCUCCAAGAAUGUUAUCACAAGAAUUGACGCCCCGAGCCAGGUGAACAUACGCGAUGUGACAGACACAACGGCGCUGGUGACCUGGUUCCAGCCUGUGGCCGAUGUGGAUGGGAUCAGUGUCUCUUUUGGACCUGGCCCCAGCCCUGCUGAUCACAGCGUGGUUGAGCUUUCCUCCACAGAUACCCAAUACCACCUCGGAGGCCUCAUCCCAGACAUCCUAUAUGAGGUGUCUCUGACAGCCAGGAAGGGAGACCAGUCCAGUGUCCCUGUCUAUGAAUCAUUCCUCACAGACUUGGAUGCCCCCAGGGACCUUCAGAAGCUGGAGCUGACUGAUGAAAGCAUCACUCUUGAAUGGAAAAACAGCCAAGCUCAGGUGGACAACUAUCGCAUUAAGUAUGGACCUCUGUCUGGAGGCGAGCACAGAGAACUGCUCUUCCCUGCCGGUCCCAAAGAAACAACACAGGCCAAGAUCAUCGGUCUGAGACCGGGCACAGAGUACGGAAUGGGAGUGACAGCAGUGAAAGGUGAACGGGAGAGUCUGCCCACGACCACCAAUGCUGUGACCGCUCUGGAUGCACCAAAGGACCUAACUGUUGCAGAGGUGACAGAGACAACGAUGAUGUUGGAGUGGAGGCGCCCCCUGGCCAAGCUGGACUCCUACCGACUUGUCUGUGUUUCCGCUGAUGGCCAAAGGGCAGAGGAAGUGGUCCCGGGAGGAUCUGAGUCUCAUACCUUGAGAGGCCUAACACCAGGCAUGCUCUAUACCAUCGGCAUCACUGCCGAGAGGGGCCGCAGGACGAGUGCACCGGCCACCAUCUCAGCACCUACAGUGGAGGAGAAGCCCAUGGUGACUAAUGUCACUAUCAGCGAUGUGUCAUGGGACAGCUUCCUCCUAUCCUGGUCUGCAGUGGAGGGGGCCUUUGAAGCAUUUCUGAUCGAGGUUACUAAUGCAGAGACGGGCGCUGAGUGGCAAAAUCACACUGUGCCUGCCGAUGCUCGCAGCAUUGUCAUCUCUGGCCUCACUCCCACCACCUGGUACAGGGCCAAUCUGUACGGGGUGUACAGGGGCCUCUUCUUAGACCCUGUCUUUGCAGACACCAUUACAGAGACUGAACCACAGGUGCAGGCUCUCCUACUGUCUGACAUCACUCCUGAGAGCUUUAGAUUGGUCUGGAUGGCAGAAGAUGAUGCCUUCGACACCUUUGUCAUAAUGGUGAGCCAGGCUGAGAACGCAGACCAACCACAAGAGCUGGUGUUGGGCGGCGAGGAAAGAAGCACAGAAGUGACAGAUCUCAGCGAGGACACAGAGUACAAAAUUGAAAUCUUUGGACUAAUUAUGGGAAGACGCUCCAAGUCUGUAAUCGAGGGGGUGAGAACAGAUCUGGGGCCACCCAAAGGCAUACGCUUCUCUGAUGUCACUGACUCAUCUGCUACUGUCCACUGGGCAGUUCCAAGAGCCCGGGUGGACAGCUACAAGGUCACAUAUGUGCCAGCUCAUGGAGGAAAUGCUAAGACUCUGACAGUGGAUGGAUCAAACUCACAGACUGUGCUACCCAACCUAAUACCUGGUGUCACCUACGAGGUUACUGUCAUUGCACUCAAGGCUCAACGAGAGAGUGAGCCUGGGUCAGACAGUGUCACUACUGCUUUAGAUAAACCCCGUGGUCUGACUGCAGUCAAUAUCACAGACACUGAAGUGCUACUUCUCUGGCAGCCUGCCAUUGCUACAGUCGAUGGUUACGUUAUUACCUACAGUGCAGACUCAGUGGCUCCAGUGAUGGAACGCGUGUCUGGAAAUGUGGUGGAGUUUUCGAUGACCACCCUGGUGCCAGCAACACGAUAUACCGUAAAGGUCUAUGCCAUUCGGGAUUUGGCCAAGAGUGCAGUCACUACAACAGAAUUUAUCACUGAUGUGGACGCCCCUCAGGACCUGGCAGCCAGCAACAUCCAGACAGAGUCAGGCAUGCUGACCUGGAGGCCGCCACGUGCUGACAUUACUGGCUACAUCCUCAGUUUUGAGUCUGCUGAUGGCAUCAUCCGGGAGGUGGUUCUCAGUCCCACUGCAGUUUCCUACAACAUGGUUCAGCUCAGCGCCUCAACAGAAUAUUCUGUUAGGCUGCAAGCCAUCGCUGGUCCCAAGAGAAGCAGAGUCAUCAGCACUGUCUUUACGACUACUGGUGUGCUCUACAAAUACCCCAAGGACUGUUCCCAAGCCCUUCUAAAUGGUGACACCACAUCUGGCAUGUACACUAUCUAUCUGGGUGGAGAUGAGAGCCAGCCCCUUCAAGUCUCCUGCGACAUGACCACUGAUGGAGGUGGCUGGAUUAUUUUCCUUAAACGCCAAAGUGGUAGACUGGAGUUUUUCCGUAACUGGAAGAAUUACACAGCUGGCUUCGGUGACAUGAAUGAUGAAUUCUGGCUGGGGCUAUCCAACCUGCAUAAGAUCACAGCAGGAGGUCAGUAUGAGCUGCGAGUGGACCUCAGGGACAAAGGAGAAACAGCUUACGCUCAUUACGACAAGUUCUCUGUCUCCGAACCAAGGACCCGCUACAAAGUCCAUGUUGGGGGAUACAGUGGAACAGCAGGUGAUUCAAUGACCUACCACCAUGGUCGUCCAUUCUCCACGUUUGACCAUGACAAUGACAUUGCCGUUACCAACUGUGCUCUGUCAUACAAGGGCGCUUUCUGGUAUAAAAACUGCCACCGUGUCAACCUCAUGGGAAGAUAUGGCGAUAACAGUCACAGCAAGGGCGUCAACUGGUUCCACUGGAAGGGCCACGAGCACUCCAUUGAGUUCGCAGAGAUGAAAAUUAGGCCAUCCAACUUCAGAAACCUGGAGGGACGGAGGAAACGCUCAUAAAUGCAUCGCCUACAACAACAGCAACAUUGCUACUAUUCUUUUUGGACUCCCCACAAAACACCUCAACCCAGACCGAAACCUCUACCCGCCCUGCAACAACCAAAGCCACUGCCAAGGCCCUUGCUGCUUCCAUGUAGAUCAACACACCCUACUGUUCUCUUACAGGCUCCCUAUACCCCCUGCUGCCUGUGCCAAAAUUUAUAUGCAUGUUGCAAACUGGACUUAAGUGAAACCUGAACCAAUUCUGAGUCACACACCAAAGAGAACAGAACUAUACUAUACUAUAGAAUUAUAGCAGACCUGAUUAUCUAAAUCUCUUGUGUUUGCAGCAUUUUUCACAAGGCAUGUGUGCAGCUUGGGCAUCUUGUUAUGUACAGUAAUUAAUUGACCCAUCUCACAAGCUAAGCCAUGUUAAGUUGGUGGAUUUCACAGUUGUUAAUAAGGUACGUAUAUGGCGAGCAAAGCACAGCAAUGAUAAAAAUUUGGAAAAGAGAUAGCACAAGUCAAAUUAAAGACACACCCCUAAGGUACCCUCCCCCACACCUCCAGCACCACCCCAGACCAUCAUAAAUUUCCAUUUGUUGGUCUUUGUGUGACUAAACGUCAUCUCUGUGCCACUUUAUCCUCCCCUGGUUUCCUCACACCCCUCUACAUGAGCUAAUUAAUGAGGGCUGGAUAUCAAUGUGAAAAGGGAAAAACAAAAAGGGUGCAAUGCUUUCCACUCAUUUUGGGAACCCCCAAUUCAACAACCAAUGUAUUGUGCUUUAAAGGAGACAUAUUGUGGAUUUUUCAGAAUUUUAAAACACUCCCAGGUGCCUUGAAAAAAGGUCCCUGGUAUUACCGUAAUUUCUUGUGUAUAAUACGCACCCCUAAAAUUGACCUCAAAAUUCUGGAAAACACUUCUACCUAUGUAUAAUGCAUUUUUACAAUGCAUGUUUUUGCUUCUACCCAUAUGAUCAAAACAUGAGGUAUCUGAAUUUUGUUCAUUUUUUCAAAUAAUUAUUCUGAAAUUAAGCACUUUAUUUGAACACGUAAUACUUUCCUUUUAUUUACUUGCUCUUAUUUUGAAAUUCACAGCCCUACUUUUAUUUAGUGAAUGAGAAAACACACAGUUGUGCUCAUAUGUUUGAUGACCCAGGCAGAAUUUGUAAGAUGGGUACAAUUCUUUAAAUAAAACAUGAAGGGCCAGGCGAAACACAUUUUGUUUUAUUUUAAUGGGAUUCAAAUUAAACUGUCAAGCUUUUCAGAAAAGCAUUAUCAUCAAACAAAACAUAACCAUAAAGAAAUUAAUGAUGGUUGUUGUUCAGUCAUCAGUCGUAUUUUAAAAAACAAUAUUUCACAAAUUCUGCCAGGGUAUGUAAACUUACGAGCACAACAGUACAUAUUAUGCAGUCAUACGUAGCCCUGUCAUAUUGGAAUGAAAGUGUAGGCUACACCUUUUUCAUAGCCUCUAGGUGGCGCUGGCAUUUUAGAAUGAAAGUGUACACCUUUCUCAUAACCUCUAAGUGGCAGUGGCAUAUUGAAAUGAACGUGUACCGCCUUUUCAUAACCUCUAGAUGGCGGCAUACAUUUAUAAAAUGGGAAAGUCUUUUUCAUUUCCCCCUAUACCUAUGUAUAAUGCACACCAUUGAUUUUUGAUAUUUUUUUUUGGGGGGGGGGGGGAAUGUGCAUUAUACACGAGAAAUUACAGUACUUACGUCAAAAUACAAUAAAUACAGCCAGCAACUUAAUAUCCACUUAGAAUGCUCUACUUCAAAUAGUUGGGAUUUUUUUGGAGGGGGAGAGUAGACGGGGGGUGGUUCGGUCGAAUGCAAAUGAGCCACUUGCCAUCAACCACCUGUUCUAUGGGGCCAAUGGGCUGUCUUUACCAUGACAACUUGGAGCAAAGCUCGAGUGUUGUGUUUACAGAAGCAGCUACUUGUUCUCAAACAGCUGGGAGUCUGAAGACAAAGGCGAGCAGAAAAAGAGUAUCGAUAGCAGAGAAAGACAAACAUUUUCACUAGUCGAGACAGCACUUAAACACCAAGCCACAAAAUUACACUUUUCAAUUAUUGCCGCGGAUCUGUCGUUGCAGCAGAUGUAUCGACAUGGCGUUGCUUUGAAAUUGCAGCUCUUUGCCCCGCCUAGCUUUCAAGUUAAGGGCGGAGAAAUUUGUGGCGGUUUAGCCUAUUAAGUCACACAGCUAGGUCGAAGUGAGACCAAAUUCAGAACGGCUCGCUCAGACACAUUUUCAGAAACAGGCAGCUCAAUAGAUUGACUUGAUUGUUUAAUUUCACACUUGAUGGAUGGUCAGGCACUCUGUGACCCAACUUUUUGUAUGAAAACAAUAAAAUUUUUCCAUAAUAUGUCCCCUUUAAAACAUUGAAACACUCAUUUAUAUUAUGUGAUUGAUGAAACCAAGGCAGGACCUAUUAUUGAGUUGUUGUUUUUUUCAUACUUGGAAAAAUGCAAAUACAAUAGAUAUACUGGAUGUUGAAAAAGAGGAUUUGUUGUGUUGUGACACAAAUGAUAUUGAUGCUCGAAACGUAAAAACCUAGUAAGCUCAUUAAGUAUGCUGUUUAAAAUUUUUGGAUGAGCCAGCUAGAGAACUAGUAAAUGUUUUCAAGUCCCCUGUUCCCCCCCAUUGCAGGAUACUAAACCACUGACCAUCAAAAGAAUGCCUGUGUAAAUUUAUUUUGUUCUUACUGAUUUAUUUGUUUAUACCUGGGUGAACAACAGGUGUUUCUCUGUAAACUGUAUCACAAUAAAACUUUUGUUUUAAAGGA